Messenger RNA from Talaromyces atroroseus, 4443 nucleotides. RefSeq lists its product as hypothetical. Gene Ontology annotation, molecular function: protein binding. Gene Ontology annotation, biological process: deadenylation-independent decapping of nuclear-transcribed mRNA. The coding region runs from base 1 to 4443 and encodes 1480 amino acids. Gene Ontology annotation, cellular component: P-body. The record is from RefSeq and is a predicted model, not a curated record. NCBI's taxonomy places the organism in Eukaryota, Fungi, Ascomycota, Eurotiomycetes, Eurotiales, Trichocomaceae. The transcript has 3 exons.
AUGUCCACCCCAAGCGACCUCCAGGCUCUCUUUGCGAGCAUGAAGCCGCGCCCUGUGCCACCGCCUCAAGAUGGCCAGGCGUCUGCUUUCCCUCCAUCGGGUUUCAGGGUAGCUAAUCCGCAGUCUGAUGGUCAAAGGCUGGGUGUGCAAUCGCAAGCGCACCCUUUCCUUCCUCACGGCUAUCACAACCCGUCUGUAUCAUCGCCUAUCUACAGUCCUGAUCCCGCCAACACGCCUCCACACCAUGGCUCAGACAUUGUUAGUCCCAAUGUGCCAACUCCGCGCGGUGAUCAAUACCCACCACCACCACAGCAGCAGCAGCAACAACAACAACAACAACAACAACAACAACAACAACAACAACAACAGCGGACAGCCAGUGCUGAUCAAGCUAUGAGUUUACUCAGUCUCUUGAAGUUCAGCAGCCAAAACAAAUCAAGUUCUCCGCAGCCUUCAGCUGCUGUCGGCUCAUCUCCAUCUCUUUCAGCGGACCAUCAAGAAGGCGGUGUCUCUGAAAGUUAUCACUCUCAUUCGAGAACUAUUUCCGCUUCAGACCUCGUCGCUUCUUUCAUGUCAAAGCCUGUUUCUUCUCCUGCCGCCGGCCCGCCGCCAAUUCCAGCUGCUGGUCGCGGUAGUGUUGCUGCUGAAAGCAGCGCGACAGCCGCCGAGACUCAGGAUAUGCUAAUGCGUCUUCUGAAUCGCUCUCAAUCUAAAGCUGAAGAAGUCAAUCGCGCCUUUCAAGACUCUUAUGAAACCACUCCAGCGACUCCUGAAGUAAAAAGCCAGGGUCAACCAUCCAUGCAUAUCUUCGGAACCCCCGAGAAGGACGCCAUUAACUUCGAAGCCCCAAGACAAGCCCCAUCCAAGGGUAGCAUUUUCACCUAUGUCAACCCCUUUGAACAACUUGCUGCUGCGUCACCUCGCCGAACUCCUCAGCCCAAGUCUCGCAGCGGCAGCCCUGCAAUCGAGCCGUCGCACCGGAAGAAGGAGGCUAAAUCUGAGUCGUUGGAAGCGGCGAAGGUCACUGCUACCGCUGAUGAGAAGGAAUCAGAGCAGAAAGAGACCGUUUCAAAGGCAGUUGACCAACUUGCCGGACAACUGGAUCGUGAAGUAGAGGAUGCUUUGACCAGAGCCAACCUGGGGGAAGCCGUGACAAAACCGAAAGCUAAUAAAGAAACCGUUAAGGAAGACUUGGAUACUGCUGCGGAUGCGGUGCAAACCGCUGCCAUCGAGGCAACGAAAGAAAUCGAGAUGCAAGGUGAAGUCGGUAUUACCAACACCGUGAAAGAAGUUGUUGAAGAAGCUGUUAAAGAUAAUGUCGCAAAUGAAAAUUUGGCAGAUAGCUGGGAGAGCGCCGAAGAUAGCGCCGACAAAGUUGAGGGACGUGUUGUGCGAGUUUUCAACUUUCCCCUCCGGCCUUUUAUUUCGAUUCUUCUCAAACCGGACUCGGGCAAGCUGCCUGCUUUACGUGACGAUGGAAUCAUGGAUGUUGCUCGUCUCAAGAAAGAAUUUGACCAGCUUGACCGCUGCUUAACCUCUGCAACAGCCCAAUACAUUAUCUAUGCGUUGGCUAAGAAUGGUGGAUUGCGAAUUAUUCGUCAAGAUGAUGGCCGCGAUAAGCAAGUUUUCCGGUUCGCUCGUGAUCGUUUGUUCAACGUUGCUUUGAGCAAUUCUGCACCGAGCACCUCCAAUCCUUCUAAAGAUCAAGCCAUCAUUGCCAUUGGCGUCAGUGGGGCUGUUUACUGGGCUCCCGUUUUCCAAGGCGACAAUGACUUGUUCGAAAUGGACACGGUGGAAAGCGAGUGUCUCGUUUUUCCUCCGUACCCGGCGUCUGACGAGAAUACAUCUGGUGGCCAGCUGAAAACGCGUGCCAAACCCAGCGCUCGUCAUCCGGAAUUCUUCGGUAUUGGCCGUGGAAAGAACAUUUACAUUGUGUCUCCUAAAUAUGCUGCCCAUCCCAGUUACGGAGUGUCUGGUUCACAGCGCACUGUUGACACUGAGAAGUUCUUCAAGGAACGUGCGUUGAAGAUAUCCACCGGUAAGGCUGGCAAGGAUUUCACUUUCAGUGAGGAUGACACAGUUGUGGCUUCUCUUGACAAGACUGGUCGGUUGAGGUUUUGGGAUAUUCGUGAAAUGGAGCAGACCACAGAUGGGUCGCACCCGUCUGAAGUGCGUGUGCCUCUGGCUACAUUUGUCACUGGCUCGCCAAGUGAGAAAUCGUGGCCUACUUCUGUUCAAUUUAUCGACAAACUGCGCCCAUUUGCCAAAGCAGUGGCUAUUCGCUACGUUCUUGUUGGCCUAAAGCAGAAUCACACUCUCCAGCUCUGGGAUAUUGGGCUGGGGAAAGCGGUUCAGGAAGUGAACUUCCCCCACGACAAUGAAUCGGAUGCGAUUUGCAGUGUUGCGUACCAUCCAUCUUCGGGCAUUAUUGUCGUCGGCCACCCUACAAGGAACUCUGUUUACUUCCUGCACUUAUCUGCACCAAAAUACAACCUGCAUCCUAUGUCUCAAGCCGAUUAUAUUAAGCGCAUUACUGAGAAAGAUACAACCCUGCCAAAACCUGAAUCUACUGCCUGUUUGAGCGGCAUCCGCGAGAUCUCCUUCGCUUCUAAGGGUGAAUUGAGAAGCCUGGAUAUUCUUCCUAUUAACAAAUCCUCAGGCACACAGCGAACCGUGGAGGAAGAAGCUGGUCUAUUUGAGAUUUAUGCAAUGUAUUCGCGUGGCGUGACUUGCUUAAAUAUUAAGAGGGAGGAUUUGGGAUGGUCUACUGAGAACAAGAUCAUAGCACCCGUCGAUGCGCUGAAAGAAGGUUACGUCGAAGUUAACGAUCUUCUGACCUUCCCUAGCUACGUUGACGAGCCUUCUGUGAAUGGAGACUUCGUCGGCACGGGCCCUGGUCCACUGAAGGCUGCUACCAAGGAUGGCGCCAAAAAGUUGACAGAUAUAGCUGUCGACUCAGCUGCAAGUGUGGCUAUUUCUAGGACUGCCUCGCCUACCAAACCUGUGGGUAAACUAUCCGCUGACGAGCAGUUAGAAGUCAAUAGCCUCACGGAGAAAGGAAAGAAAAAGAAGAAGGAUAAACCCAAGGAUGUCAGCAAGCCAUCUGGCUUGCAUACCCAUGAUCUUUCUAAGUAUUUCACGCCAGCCAAGACUACUCAACCGGACCAAGAAGAGGAGCGGCCCGCUGCAGGUGUCGGAGGUCAGAUCUCUAUUACGAGUGCAAAUGAAGUUGCCACAGGUGAUUCGGUUAAUUUCGGUAUCUCAAGCGAGCUGGUCAAACAGCUGGAGGAGGGUGUUUCUGCCGAGGUUCUCAAAGGCCUUGGUCACGAAUUAGAAGGACUUCAUAAACGAUUUGAUGAAGAGCGCCGUGCUUGGGAUGCAGCAUCAGCUAGCAAGACUGACCAAGUUCUCCGACUCGUGUCUAGCACGCUUUCUGACAACGUCGAGAAGAGCCUCAACCGCAUCAUCUCGCACAGCAUUCAGACUGAUGUUUUGCCAGCAGUCAUUAGCUCGACAUCAAAUGCAGUGGGCAAACAGCUAAAUGACGUUAUUUCGACACAUUUCAGUCAAAGUUUCCCACGUGAAUUAAGUCAGCAGUUGCCCAAUUCGUUGACUCGUGCAGUCAAGCAGCCGGAAGUGUUGCAUUCCAUCUCCGAGGCAGUGGCGAACAAGAGUGCUUCUCGGGUUGAAAGUGAAGUAACUAAAUUGACUCAGAGUAUCAUUUCGCCUGCAAUCAAGGCUGCAAUUGCUCGUCAAUCGGAGACGAUUACGAGGGAUUUCGAGCAGCAGAUCCAGGUUCAGUCUAGACAAUAUGAAACGCAACGCAAGCAGGAUUCUGCUAAAAUUGACCAAUUAAUUUCUUCGAUCCAUGCCUUGAAAGAGACGGUUCAAGUUAUGUCGACUUCGCAGACUGCUCUGCAGAAUGAAGUUGCAGCGCUGCAACGGCAGUUAGGAACUCAGCAACGAGACAUUGCUCCUCGACCUGUUCCAACCGCCCAACCUCUGGCACCGGUGCAACGCACUCCAGAGGAAGUUGAACUGACCGAAAUUGCUCGAUUGGCUGCUGAAGGGAAUCUCGAGGAGGCGUCUGUCAGGUGGCUGCAAUCAUCUCAACAGGCUGACCUGUUUGACAAUCUUUUUGUUCGUCUGAAUCCUGCUUACCUGACCACGGUAUCACCUAUUGUGUCUCUAUCCGUGGGAGUUGCAGUGACCACGGCUCUUGUGACGAAUAUCCAAGAGCGUUUAUCAUGGCUUGAAUAUGUGCUUCAAACUGUGAAUCUUGCCGACCCCGAUAUCCGUGAAGUAGCCCCCAGGAUUAUGGAUAUUCUCGUCCAGCGACUUGAUGGGUUGUACAUGGCUGUUGCAGACGGGAAUCCACAUGACCCAAUACUGCGCAAGAUUCCGCCGUUGGCUCGUCGUGCUCGGGAGCUUCGUGGUCUUUGA